CUGGCCGAUACCCACCAGAGUGAGCAGAACGAAAGUCAUGGCAGAUGCACUUGGUAUUGUUUUGGGCAGUAGCCUAACUGUCAUGCUUGGGGCCACAGCUCUCUAUAUCCUGAUACGAUGGUACCAAAGUGGGCGCUGCUGGCAAGAGUCAAGCUUUGUAUUUAAUCUAUACAAUAUCAGACAGCUGAAGUCAAUGGAUCUGGAGAUAUCCCCACCCUUCACUGUCAGCGGAUCAAUGAAUGCUCCAGGCCCCCUGUCUAUAUACCAUUAUUCCCAGUUCCAAGACAGUGAAGUCUGAUGGGUUUGGAUAUUAUCACUAUGCCAGUUACUUUCCACUAACUCAUCAUUGAUUAACCCCAGCCAUUCUUGAUUUAAGCAGCCUGUAAAAAUGUCCUGCUAUCUUAGUAAAGGAUAAUGUGA
Molecule: messenger RNA, 420 nt
Organism: Xenopus tropicalis (tropical clawed frog)
Lineage: Eukaryota; Metazoa; Chordata; Amphibia; Anura; Pipidae
Gene: smim35
Product: small integral membrane protein 35
Exons: 4
Coding region: 38-298 (86 amino acids)
Source: RefSeq, a predicted model, not a curated record